GAGUAUCUACUCCAUUGGUUUUUUUUCAAGGACCCUGGAAAAGGCGCGCAGUUCAAAACCGACAAAAAAUCUUUGUUGAUCGAUCGAUCCCAAUUGUGUGUCAAAAAGAUCAGCGUGUCUCAUUCUUCCAUGCAACAUACAGUAAAUAGGCAAAGAUUGAAGAUGGCAUCAAGUCCUGACCAACUGUUAGCUGAUCUUCACUCAGCAUUGCAGUCUGAAGAUAAAUACACUCCACACAUUGAGUAUCUACAGUUCUCUGAAAAGAAAUCAGGAGAAGUGACGGUAGCACUGUAUAACAAUGUAGUCGACAGACUCCGGUGUUUGAACCUCUUUUAUAAACUCUCUCCUGAAACAUUUUUCCAGGCUGUGAACAUUAUGGGAAGGUUUUUAUCAAUUGUGAAGGCCCGGUCUCAUCACAUUAUGUGUGUUGGUACUUGUUGCUUCUACAUGGCAGUUAAAACUAUUGAGCAACCUAAGAAUCAUAUGUGCGCCAAACACUUACUCCGCAUCAGCCAGUGCGGGGCAUCUUUAAGUGAUCUAUCCCGAAUGGAACGCAUUAUCCUGGAAAAGCUUCAUUAUGACAUCCAAGGAACCACAGCCAACACUUUCUUGCAAAUUUUCCAUUCAUUUUGUAAAGCAAAAAAUGCAUUGAAUAUCUUGAAGAGUACAUGGCAAGAGUUUUUGGAGCGAGUUACUAGGAAGCUGGAGGCUAGUAUGUGCCAUUUUGCAUUUGUUCAUUACAAGUCAUCAGUAAAAGCAUUGUCAUUGUUGACGUAUGAGUUAGCUGACUUUGCCCGUAUACAUAGCAAAUCAAAUGAGAGAGAAUGGGCAAGAUGUCUACUAGCUCUUCAGCUUCAUACUCGAAUGUCAGACUGUGAGUUACUUCAAUGCAAAUCUUUAAUGAGAGAAUUCUUGGAUAUUUAUGCAUCAUCCGAAUGCAAGCGCCCUCAUAGUAAGCUAUCGUGGACUGUGUCAAUGCGGACUGCAAAGCAAAUACGUAUGAGCUGUAUGACAGCGUGCCGUCUUCCAUCCAUACCUGAAAAUGAGGCGCCGCUCUUAAGGACAUCCGAUGCAGAGUCCCUCAUCACAGACAGUUCAUCAGACGAUAACUCAGAGUGUACGAGUCCUCCUACAGAUGAUGUCUUCACUAACGAGUCUUCAUCUCUUGAGUCUUGCCCAGAAAGUAGAAGUGCAUUCUUAUUUCCUUGGAAAGGCAACACCAUUUGUCCACUAUGAUCUUUGAUGGCAACGCAAGUGCUAUACAGUAUUCACCAUUAGAUACUUUAACACAAUAGGACUCAACUCCUUAGCAAUGGACAUGUAAAGUUUGGUUUCCAUAGAUUUGCUCACCGACAGUUGCCAGGAAGGUUGAAUCUGGUUAAACUUUGCCGAUUGUCUUGCAGACGAAUCAGGGUGCUUUCCCGAUUGCGUCAGGGCAGCUAGCAAUGCACCCCGAUUAGUUCAACCUCUGUUGACUGUCGCUGAUAAGGUGAGCGAUUCUAUGGAAACCUAUGAUCACUAAUGGAAAUGGUAUUUUCAAACUAUGGUCUUUGAAGGCAGGAUUAAACCUGCUUUAAAUUGGGUUUAUUAUCUCUUGCCAAAGUUUGUUGCAAGGUUGUUUUUAAAAGAAAGAUUGUAAUAAAAUCAAAUGUUACUGUUAUAUUUUUAAAAGGAAUAAUUUUGUCAAUCAGUAAAACUACUUCAGUCUGUAAAUGUGUACAGUCCUCAGCACUGCUGCCAGAAAAAUGUUUUUAAAUUAAAUUACUAAAUUUUAUUUAAUAGUUUGAUAUUGUGAAUUGUGUGUGAAAUAGUAAUAUUAAAAUUCUAAUAACUGGUAAGGAUUUUAAAAUUUUCAAGAUAGGUUAUAUUUUUUUAACUUUAUUGUAGUCUACCUGUUCUUAGACUGUUAAAUCAUUCUUUAGAUGUGUAAUUUAAUGUGCAUCAAUUACUUUUUGAGCAGAUUAUUUCAGUAAUUCCAACAAAUUAUUUGCAAAUACAGUAAUGUGUCUUAUCACUACAGUAUUUAAAUGUAAUUUAUAGAUUUUAUAACUUUAGCCAAGGCAAGUGCACAGAAGAAUUCGCAUCUCCAGACAUCAGUACAAAGGUUUUUCUUGUAGCCAGAGAUAAGAUCAAGAGCUGGAAGAUUGUGCUAUGUACAUCCUGUUAAAUUGCCUUGUUUUAACAACUCCAAUGCACACCAUAUUCUGGUUGGAACAUUAAAUGAUUUAAUCAAAAUAUUAUUCAUUAAGAACUAUAUUUUAUUAUAGACGUACUGUAAUACAGUAGUUUUUUUUUACUAAGUAUAGUACUGUUUUAUAUUGUCAUCAGAAAUU
Molecule: messenger RNA, 2333 nt
Organism: Anneissia japonica
Lineage: Eukaryota; Metazoa; Echinodermata; Crinoidea; Comatulida; Comatulidae
Product: cyclin-G1-like
Exons: 8
Coding region: 130-1236 (368 amino acids)
Biological process (GO): regulation of cyclin-dependent protein serine/threonine kinase activity; mitotic cell cycle phase transition
Cellular component (GO): cytoplasm; cyclin-dependent protein kinase holoenzyme complex; nucleus
Molecular function (GO): cyclin-dependent protein serine/threonine kinase regulator activity
Source: RefSeq, a predicted model, not a curated record